AAUCAAAUAAUUUCCAAUUGUGAAAUUUAUUCCAUUGAAUUUUAUUCACCUUAGAUCUUAUAAACAGAACGCACUUUUAAAAAAAUAUAAAUUAAUCACUAUGAAAAAUUAUAAUCCUUCUUUCACGCUACGAUCAUGAAUCCGGUUGGGGGGGAUUUGAAAAUCGAACUCAUUAGAUCGUUUGUCUAUUAUCAUCAAAAAAGUCCCGUGUUGUUAAUCCAUGGUCUUGUAUACUUCACGUUGCUUAGCAACCGGAUUAUGAACCCUUCUAUAGUUUAUCUUUUUUCUCUAUGGCUUAAAUUUACUCAAACCCCGUUACCACGACUCGUUUCAGUUUUCCAAUUUCAUCGUUAAAAGUUGGGAUAGAACUCCAGCUCUUGACCGAACGUUUCAAUGGCUACCUACAAAUAUUUCCAAUGAAUACAGAUAGAAUGGAAUCACUGCAAGAUGACGCCAUAACGAAAUUCCAGCUUGAAGCCAUUAAACAGUCUCUGAAAAAGAGUGAUACGUGGAACCAUUCAAUUUGUAUGGAAGAAUUGGAAGCUGCAGUGACGAAACUGUUGUUAGAAAAACAUGUAAUAAAUGAAACGAAUGAAAAACCUCAGCAACCUGAAAUAGUUGAGAUGAUUAACCAGCUUAUAUUAGAGUACAUAGAUCAUAUGGGAUAUAGUUUAACCAAAAAUGUAUUCAUAAAAGAAUCAGGAACAGAAUUGAAAAAUAAUGAAUAUAGAAAACAGAUAACUUCAAAAUUAGAUCUAGAAGACAACAAUGAAACUUUACGCCGGCCUCUCCUUCAAUUGUUAAUAUCUAUGUUUAAAAACAAAAAUGGAAUUAAAGAAGCUAUUUAGAUGAUUUUUCCUGACCUUUGAAUCUAGUUAUUACUUUAUAAGGAUCAUUUUACGAAUAACCCAACAAUUUUAAAAAUAAUUACGAAAAACUGAUUGAAAGUAACAGAAAAUGCCAAAUAUAUUACAGCUUGACUUAAACGAAAUCAAAUUUUUGUUUUCUUUAUAGCUCAAAAAAUGAUAAUCUUAGAGAUUUAAAAUUGUCAUUGGAUGC
This is a messenger RNA of Sipha flava (yellow sugarcane aphid), 1059 nucleotides long. RefSeq lists its product as uncharacterized. The transcript is spliced from 4 exons. NCBI's taxonomy places the organism in Eukaryota, Metazoa, Arthropoda, Insecta, Hemiptera, Aphididae. Bases 417 to 848 code for a protein of 143 amino acids. The record is from RefSeq and is a predicted model, not a curated record. Gene Ontology annotation, molecular function: protein binding.